Thrips palmi is the source of this 627-nucleotide messenger RNA. RefSeq lists its product as uncharacterized. NCBI's taxonomy places the organism in Eukaryota, Metazoa, Arthropoda, Insecta, Thysanoptera, Thripidae. The transcript is spliced from 4 exons. Bases 28 to 627 code for a protein of 199 amino acids. The record is from RefSeq and is a predicted model, not a curated record.
UCUGUCACUUCGUCACUUCGGACUACGAUGCAGGGGUUCCGAAGGCCGUGUCCUUGGGGUCCUUCCCACCGAUUUAUGACUAUGAAUGAGGACUCGUGCAGGGAAGGGCCGUUCCAGCUUCAGCCCUACGUCCAUAGCUACCACCCUCCUCGCUGUAUGAAGGGGAAAAUUGUGAAGGUGGGACCAGUUGGUUCUCCGGAGUUCCGUUGGUUGUGCCACUCUUGCGCUUCCCAUUAUAUUGGGCUGAGUCUGGGUACCCAUGAAGUCCUGGAGCGGAAGGGCAUUGUGGAAUUCCAUGAACCUUCCGAGGGCGCAGAGAUCUUGUACCGUGACAUUAUUGGAGAGGAGAAAUACAACAAGAUGGGCUUCCACUGUGAGCUGGCGCGGUGCUUCUGGGGCGACUGCAUCGCCCAGCCGGUGUGUGCCCGGAUUUGCAACUGCGCCAAGCGGAAGUGCUACGGGAACCCUGCCCUGGAGAGUGAGCGGCUUGCAUUGGAGGCCUCUCUGAAGAACGCUAAGACCGACCUCGCCCGUGCUCAGGCCCGGGUGAACCUUCUUCAGAGCGAGUUGGACAAUUUUGAUCCCGAAAACAUUCUGGUUAAUUCCUUUGAUAAAGUUGGACUUUGA